This is a messenger RNA of Theobroma cacao (cacao), 1506 nucleotides long. RefSeq names its product stearoyl-[acyl-carrier-protein] 9-desaturase, chloroplastic. Lineage: Eukaryota; Viridiplantae; Streptophyta; Magnoliopsida; Malvales; Malvaceae. Gene Ontology annotation, cellular component: chloroplast stroma. Gene Ontology annotation, biological process: defense response; fatty acid biosynthetic process. Gene Ontology annotation, molecular function: stearoyl-[ACP] desaturase activity; stearoyl-CoA 9-desaturase activity. The record is from RefSeq and is a predicted model, not a curated record.
GCCCAUUUUGUAAUUCCCCCGAAAUAGAUCUCUGCGUAUAAAAGUGAAGGUGCCGAAGCCCAAAAACAACUUGACAAAGAGAAAGAGCAAAGGGAGUCUUGAACCCCAAAAUAAGCAAAGGACACAAACAAUGGGUCUGAGAUGUAAUCCCAUGACUUGUCUGUAUAAGAACCUCCCUUGUUUUGGUCUUCCAGCAAUGGCCACCUUCACAACUCCCAAGUUUUUCAUGGCCUCUGCUCUUCCUUCCACCUCCAAAGAGGAUGAGACUCUCAAAACGCAUUUCGUGCCUCCUCGGGAGGUGCACGUUCAAGUCACCCACUCCAUGCCACAGCAAAAGAUUGAGAUCUUUAAAUCUUUGGAGGACUGGGCUGAGAAGAACUUUCUAAUUUACCUCAAACCAGUUGAGAAAUGUUGGCAACCGCAGGAUUUUCUUCCAGAUCCUACCUCUGAUGGAUUUGGUGAGCAAGUCAAAGAACUAAGGGAAAGGGCAAAGGAGAUUCCAGACGAUUACUUCGUUGUUUUGAUUGGUGAUAUGAUCACAGAGGAAGCCCUUCCAACUUACCAACAAAUGCUUAAUAGCGCUGAGGAAACUCGUGAUGAAACAGGUGGUAGCCUUACCCCUUGGGCAAUUUGGACGAGGGCAUGGACAGCUGAAGAAAACAGGCAUGGUGAUCUACUUAAUAAGUAUCUCUACUUGUCUGGAAGAGUAGACAUGAGGCAAAUUGAGAAGACAAUCCAGUAUUUGAUUGGAUCAGGAAUGGAUCCCGGCACAGAGAAAAACCCAUAUCUGGGACUCAUCUACAUAUCAUUCCAAGAAAGGGCAACUUUUAUUUCCCAUGGGAAUUCAGCCAGGCUUGCUAAGAAACACGGGGACAUUAACUUGGCUCAAAUAUGUGGUAGCAUUGCCUCAGAUGAAAAGCGCCACGGGACAGCCUAUACUAAAGUUGUCGAAAAGCUCUUUGAGAUUGAUCCUGACGGUACUUUGCUGGCCUUCGCUGACAUGAUGAGGAAGAAAAUCUCCAUGCCAGGCCACUUGAUGUAUGAUGGCCGAGAUGACAACCUUUUCGACCACUUCUCUGCUGUUGCGCAAAGAAUUGGGGUUUACACUGCCAAGGACUAUGCUGAUAUUCUGGAGUUCCUGGUGGAGAGUUGGAAGGUGAAGGAACUAACUGGACUUUCAGCGGAUGGGCGUCAAGCUCAAGACUAUGUGUGUGGACUUCCUCCAGGAAUUAGAAGGCUGGAGGAGAGAGCUCAAGGAAGGGCCAAGCACGCACCAAGGAUUCCAUUCAGUUGGAUUUUUGACAGAGAAGUUUAAGAUGUUAUAAAGGAACUACUAUGAAUUUUCCUCUCCCUGCAAGUGUCUUCUCAUUCAAUGAAAAACAGAGCAAUAGAAUGAACUGGUCAACCCACAAAGAAUAGAUCCAUUUGUAUGUCUUAACAUUACUCGAAUGGGAUUUAUAAUAAAUACAAUACAAUAAAUUAUAUAUGCGUACUAUUUCUAGCUCA